CCACAGGUCGGGUCAAACACCUGAUAAAAACAAGUGUGCAGCCCUGGCCACAGACUCACAAACUGAACAGCCCACGCUGCCGGUGGGACUGUGCUCGCGACUGUCAUUGUCAUGCAUUGAAACACCUUUUAUAGUCACACAUUAAUGACGGCGAGCAGCAGCUAUACGGCCGCCUGCCAAGACAGAAGCAACACGAAAAACAAGCACUGCGCUGAAGCAGUUUGACAGGAGUCAAUUAUCUGCACACCUCUCCCUAGCAAAGACUUAUGGCUGCCGAAGAUAAGAAAUAGAGAAGCGUCGUGUGCUCUGUCUGGCUUGACGUUUUAUUCUCUGUAAAGUUUGAUCCUUCUGAGGAAACUGGCCUGGUAAACGUCGCGUCAUUUGUUUUAAAAUGUGUUUUAUUGCAACAACUCAGCAAACACCAUGGGAAUUACAACCCGCUUCCGCAUAUUCCAAAGACGUCACGCAAAGACCUCUUCACGCGGCGAAAUAAAAGCUUCCCUAAACACGACUGAGCUUUUCUUGAAACACAAGUGAUCGAAAUUUGCUGGUGAGACUUUUUUUAAUGUACGCUGAACUGUGCUUCUGUGGAAACUACUUGCAAGCGCAAAACUAGCCUGUAAUGUAGUUUCCGAAGUCGGAGUUUUUUUUGGAAGACGCACUUUGCCUUGCACUGCUAAGGACAUCGGGGAAACAAGUCUGCAGAAAAUCUGGACAGGGACAGAUUUAAAAAAUAAAAUAAAAAAGGGAUUACACAUUUAAAAUAUUCGUGCAUGACUUGCAAUUUGGAAAGCAUGGUAAUCCAGCAGAAACCAGGACACAAAUAAAACAUUUUAAUUAAUCAGCUUUGAGGUACAGUAUUUUGCAUUGUCUCUUAUCAAGUGACAAUCGGCAUCAACAACACUAUUGUGAGUGUGAUACCCGGGACAAAAGUGUUUAUACGAGGUGCACAGCUAUGUACCUGCAAGGUAAAUAACUAGAACACGCACUAAAGUGCAAGACAGAAAGUUCUGUUGACAUAAAAGAUACGAAAAAAAAAAAACCUUUCUUAAGAUCUGCGAUGGAGGCAAGCGCCUCUCAGUCUGCCGUGGAGUCUGGCGGCGAUCAUGCCUCCACUGCCGGGGCUGGGGCUUUGGAACGAUCUGAAAUCAACAGCCCUUUCCCCCAGCCCAAACAGAGGUCCCUCCGAGUCGUGUACGUCCUCAACGACGGCUUGAAAGCCGUGGCGGCCAACAGUCCCGAAUCCGGAGCCCUCCAGUGCCUGCAGCGGGCGUGCGAUGCAGAAAGUGCCAUCCUUGCCACGGUCACUUUCGGCACGUUAGACUUCGGGGAGACGUCUGUGCUUGACACAUUUUACGAUGCAGACAUUGCUGUGGUGGACAUGAGCGAUGUUUUCCGACAGCCUUCGCUCUUCUAUCACCUGGGGGUCCGAGAGAGCUUCGACAUGGCGAAUAACGUCAUCCUGUAUCACGACACCGACCCAGACACUGCCCAGUCCCUGAAGGACAUGGUUUCCCAAAAAAACACAAGCACCAUAGGCCGCCCCUGGAUCCAGUUGCCUCCUGAGUACCACAGUUGUUUAAGAGUGAGAGCGUCCAGCGGGAACUACUGCUUUAUUCCAUACAUCAUGACCCCCAACAACGAGUACAUGUGCUGUGAGAACGAUGCGCAGAGGAGGGCCUCGGAGUACAUGCAACCUAACUGGGACAACCUGCUGGGACCCCUGUGCCUGCCCCUGGUGGACCGCUUCAUCAGCCUCAUCAAGGACAUCCACGUGACCUCGUGCGCUUCCUACAAGGACACUCUACUGAAUGACAUCCGCAAAGCCAGGGACAAGUAUCAAGGAGAGGAGCUGGCGAAGGAGCUGACCCGUAUUAAACUGCGCAUUGACAACACCGAGAUGCUGACCCAGGAUAUUGUCAUGAACCUGCUCUUUUCAUACAGGGAUAUUCAGGACUAUGAUGCGAUGGUGAAGCUGGUCGAGACCCUGGAAAUGCUGCCUACCUGUGACCUGGCCAACCAGCACAUGAUUCAGUUUCACUACGCCUUCGCCCUCAACAGGAGGAACAGCCCUGGAGACAGGGAGAAAGCUCUGAGAGUGAUGCUCCAGGUCCUGCAGUCCUGUGAUCACCCUGCCCCUGACAUGUUCUGCCUGUGUGGCCGGAUAUACAAGGACAUAUUCCUGGACUCGGACUGCAAAGACACAAAGAACCGCGAGAACGCCAUUCAGUGGUAUCGUAAAGGAUUUGAUCUCCAGCCAACCUUGUAUUCAGGCAUCAACCUGGCAGUUCUGCUCAUUGUUUCCGGUCAGCAGUUCGAAAGCUCAAUGGAGCUGAGGAAGAUAGGUGUCCGUCUGAACAGCCUGCUGGGGAGGAAGGGCAGCUUGGAGAAAAUGAACAAUUACUGGGAUGUGGGUCAGUUCUUCACCGUCGGCAUGCUGGCUAGUGACAUCCCCAAGGCCGUGCAGGCUGCAGAGAAACUCUUCAAACUAAAACCCCCUGUCUGGUACCUACGGUCUGUGGUGCAGAAUCUGCAGCUUAUCCAGCGCUUCAAGAAGCAGAACCUGGAGCACUCGCCCCAGCGGGAGCGCCUCAACUUCUGGAUGGACAUCAUAGUGGAGGCCACCAAAGAGACCACCAACGGACUGCGCUUCCCAGUUUUAAUUCUUGAGCCGACAAAGAUAUACCAGCCAUCCUACGUCUCAAUCAACAGUGAAGCGGAUGAGAAGAAUGUCUCUAUAUGGCACGUCUCUCCGGCGGAAACGAAAGGCAUCCACGAAUGGAAUUUCACUGCCACGUCAAUCAAAGGAAUCAGCAUAUCGAAGUUUGACGAGCGCUGCUGUUUCUUGUACGUUCACGACAACUCUGAUGACUUCCAGAUCUACUUUUCUACAGAGUGUCAGUGCGGCAGGUUUUGUUCCAUGGUGAAGGAGGUUAUUUCGGAUGGGUCUGGCAAUGCUGUGGAGCUGGAGGGAGAAGCUGAUGGAGACACGCUAGAGUAUGAGUACGACUACAAUGAGAAUGGAGACCGGGUGGUGCUGGGCAGAGGAACGUACGGAGUGGUCUACGCUGGAAGGGACCUCAGCAAUCAAGUCCGUAUCGCAAUCAAGGAGAUUCCAGAGCGGGAUAGCAGGUACUCCCAACCCCUUCACGAGGAGAUUGCUCUGCACAAGUACCUGAAGCACCGCAACAUUGUGCAGUACCUGGGCUCUGUCUCUGAGGACGGCUACAUCAAGAUCUUCAUGGAGCAAGUGCCUGGAGGAAGUCUUUCUGCUCUGCUGAGGUCGAAGUGGGGUCCAUUGAAGGAGUCCACGAUAAUAUUUUACACACGACAGAUCUUGGAAGGGCUCCGGUACCUUCAUGAAAACCAGAUUGUGCACCGAGACAUUAAGGGAGACAACGUCCUAGUGAACACCUACAGCGGAGUGCUGAAGAUCUCAGACUUCGGGACCUCCAAGAGGCUUGCAGGAGUAAACCCGUGCACUGAGACAUUCACAGGUACGUUGCAGUACAUGGCACCAGAGAUCAUUGACAAGGGCCCUCGUGGUUACGGGGCCCCAGCUGAUAUCUGGUCCCUGGGCUGCACCAUCAUAGAGAUGGCAACUGGGAAACCUCCUUUCCACGAGCUGGGAGAACCCCAAGCCGCCAUGUUUAAGGUCGGGAUGUUUAAAAUCCACCCUGAGAUCCCGGAGUCCCUUUCAACUGAAGCCAAGUCCUUCAUCUUGCGCUGUUUUGAGCCGGACCCUAACAAACGAGCCCUCGCGGCAGACCUGCUCAAGGACUCUUUCGUGAGGCACGGCGUCAAGGGGAAGAAGAAUAAAAUCGCACUCAAGCCCUCCGUGUGGCAAGAUUACAUUCGGAGCGUGUCGCUGCCCAUUCAGAUGCAGGGAGAGAGUGCCGGCAGCAGCAGCAGUGAGCACGGCUCGGUCUCGCCCGACUCCGACGCCAAGCAAGACGUCUUCUUUGAGAAGAAGCAGCGAUCCAGCUCUGAGAACCUCAUCAAACCACCCAUUUCCAACUUUCUCAGUGUCCCGGAUGAGAACUCGGCGUCGGAGGACCGCAGUGCCCCUCCCUCCCCGGAGGACAGGGACUCGGGGCUGUUCCUGCUGAGGAAGGACAGCGAGCGCAGGGCUAUUCUCUACAAGGUCCUGAACGAAGACCAGGAUAAAGUCAGCGCUUACCUCAUGGAGAAUCACAUACAGGGCACGGAGGAGCUGAAGCUGUCAGUCGAUCACAUCAAGCAGAUCAUCUGUAUCUUGCGGGACUUCAUCCGCUCCCCUGAGCGCAGGGUGAUGGCCUCCACGAUAUCCAAGCUCAAGCUGGACCUGGACUUCGACAGCACUUCCAUAAACCAGAUUCAGCUGGUGCUGUUUGGAUUCCAGGACUCGGUGAACAAGGUUCUGAGGAACCAUCACAUCAAGCCUCACUGGAUGUUUGCUAUGGAUAACAUCAUCCGCAGGGCAGUCCAGGCUGCGGUCACCAUACUGAUUCCAGAGCUGCAGACGCACUUCGGGCCGGCCUCGGAGAGCGAGGGGGCUGAUAAAGACGCAGAUGAGGUGGCGGAGGACCCUGAGUUCCGCGGGGAGGGGGAGGAGUUGGUGCCCGAGGACCCGGCGCUCACCUCGGGGGUCAGCACCCUCAGUUCCGUCAUGUCCGAGACCCCCAGACCCCCGCAGCACCCCCUCAGCAUGCAGCUUGGGAGGCUCAAACAGGAGACCCACAGGUUACUGGAAGACUUGGUGCAGAAAGAGAAGGAAUACCAGCAGCUCCUGCGACAGACUAUCCAGCAGAGGUGUCAGGACCUGGAGCUCAUCAAGAUAAAAUCCAAACACGCAGAUGUCCCGCCCCCUUCAAUAUUUCACAUACCCGCCGACGAGGAAGUCGACAGAGAGCUCACUGAUUGGUUGAAAGAACAAGGAGCGGACUCCCAGACAAUAGAACGGUUUGUUGCAGAGGAUUACACACUAAAUGAUGUUCUCAAUGAUAUCAGCAAAGAGGAUUUGAGAUUACUAAGAAUCCGGGGUGGUGCGCUGUGCAGGAUAUGGAAGGCUGUGCAGAGGUACAGGAUCAAGGACAGAAGAAAGCAAGAGGAAGCCGUGGAGAAGAUGGAAAACUGAAACAGACCUGCACUGGCGUGUGCAAAGAAAGACCAAGACCAAAGACCGCAAGUGCUCCAAACCAUUUAAAUAUGCCUUUUUAUCUGUCCAUUUGUCACAUUUCACGCGUGUGUAAAAGCAAAGAACGAGACCUUCUGUGAAGUGGGCUAAUUGGUUCUCUAUGUACAGUUUUUAUUUUUGUGUAUUAUUUUUUUUCUACCGCUUCACUUGUUUUCUUUGGAGUCCACUCAGUAAAUAUACCUUAAAAUGCACUGGCAGCUGGAUUAUGAUUAAAAACUACAUUCAACUGCAAUCCAUUUGAAUGUCUAUAUAUAGAAUGGCCCAUUUAUAUUUAAUGACAACUUCCUACUGUACUAUUUGUCACGAUCAUGAAAUACAAAACUAUUUGCAAAGGCAAAUAAUGUCUAAACCUUGAUGAUUUAAAAAUUAUUUCACAAUAAGUAAAAACAAAAAGAUUUUAGAAUGUAUAUAUGUUAUUAUAUACGUGGUACAGUCAUCUAAAAUGUCUAAGUACGAGAUUAAAAUGUUGAAUUAGGAUUUGUGAUACUGUUUGAUAUUGCUUAUUUAAUGUAUAUUAUGAAAAAUAUAUAAUACAGGGUGUUGUGUUAUACAAGCUGAAGCAUGUCAUUCAUUCUGACCAUAUAUUAUAUAUAAUUGAAAGCAUGCACACGUACCAGCGCUAAAGAUUGUUUCACAACUUACUUCAUAGUAGGGAUGCCUUGUUCUGGGAAAACGUGUCAAAUAGAUACCUUCCAGCAGCAAAACCACUGAAAGGAAGAAGACGGCAUCACCCAUUAAUAAAAUCCAUAUCCGGGUCAAACGAAAGUGUUCAAACAUGUAAAGAAAAAGGGGGAUUGUUUCAACAUGAUCAUGUAAGAAUAACACUUGCUUUAAUUGAUACACACUGGAUUUUAUUAAUGGGUAAUGCCUUCCUUUCUGUGGUUUUCAUUAAGCAAUCAAGCAAAGGAGUACUCUAUAAACAUUUCACUAAAAAAGCAAUUUCUACAGUACAAACAUUUCAGGUUUGCUACUGAAACACAUGAAUUCCAUUCCCGUAGAUGUUUGUAGCCCCACCCAAAAAAAGACAUAUUGACACUACAUAAAAAAAGGUAAAAACUACAUUGGCAUGGUCUGUUUUAAUAAGCCUCAUAUUUUUCUAGUCACUAUCUGAACAGCAUAGUGUAGCCAAUAGUAUGGCACACCUUUCCUUCUAGAUGCAUUCAAUACAUAUGUGGAGGACUUUAAAUAUGAUCUGAUCUAGAGGUAAUGCACAUGCUGCAAUGCCACCUAGUGUUUGCUGAUAGUCUGUAGUAAAAUGUACCAUAUCCUUGCACUAUUUCACCCUGACCACAUUUGAAGUUAAAGCAGCAUGAAAAGUACACACUGCUUAUUAAGUGUGUUCACAAUUUCUUUUUGGUGGAGUUAUCAAUGACCCCCCCCCC
Messenger RNA from Polyodon spathula (Mississippi paddlefish), 6558 nucleotides. RefSeq names its product mitogen-activated protein kinase kinase kinase 15 (gene map3k15). The record is from RefSeq and is a predicted model, not a curated record. Bases 1061 to 5116 code for a protein of 1351 amino acids. Gene Ontology annotation, molecular function: MAP kinase kinase kinase activity; ATP binding. NCBI's taxonomy places the organism in Eukaryota, Metazoa, Chordata, Actinopteri, Acipenseriformes, Polyodontidae. Gene Ontology annotation, biological process: MAPK cascade; protein phosphorylation; cellular response to stress. The transcript has 31 exons.